Messenger RNA from Aspergillus heteromorphus CBS 117.55, 1532 nucleotides. Its product is annotated as amidohydrolase family protein. Gene Ontology annotation, biological process: secondary metabolic process. The coding region runs from base 252 to 1310 and encodes 352 amino acids. Lineage: Eukaryota; Fungi; Ascomycota; Eurotiomycetes; Eurotiales; Aspergillaceae. Gene Ontology annotation, molecular function: hydrolase activity; carboxy-lyase activity. The transcript has a single exon. The record is from RefSeq and is a predicted model, not a curated record. Gene Ontology annotation, cellular component: cytoplasm; cytosol.
GUUGGAACUGAAUUCCAACCCAUUCAACCUCAAUGUGCUGGAGCGGAAGAUGCACCGCCCUCCUCCCAACAGAAUAUCCGGUGGACAAUGGACUGUAUCACAAGGAAGGGGGCUGGGUAUAAAGACCUUCAAAGUAUUCAAAACCAUCCAACUUUUUUCAUAAUUCCCCAAACUUUUAAUUAAUACCCAAUUGCUUCUUGAACUACCUUACACAGUACCCCUAACCAAGCCAACCCACCCAAUCAAUCGCAAUGCGUGGAAAGAUCACCCUCGAAGAAGCCUACGAGAUCCCCUCUGAGGCCGACCAGAGCCGCGAGCAAGCAGCCCUGUACAUCGCCCCCAAUGAGAUCGAGCGUUAUCUCCGGCAGAUCAAGUCGAUCACUGGUGAACGACUCGAGAUUUCCGAAAAGCACGGCAUCGGCUACACCGUCCUUUCCCUCACCGUUCCCGGUAUUCAGGGCAUCAAAGACCGCCAGAAGGCUGAACGGCAUGCCACAGAGGUCAAUAACUACAUUCAUGAACAGAUCAAGGAUCACCGUGACCGACUAGGAGCCUUUGCGGCGCUGUCGAUGCACGAUCCCGCCCAGGCUGGCCGGGAACUCCGUCGAUGCGUGAAGGACCUCGGCUUCCAUGGCGCCCUGUUGAACGACGUGCAGCACACCGAGCAGGAAGAGCGGCCCUUGUUCUACGAUCAGCGCAGAUACGACGAGUUCUGGCGCGUGGCAGUUGAGCUGGACGUGCCUGUCUAUCUACAUCCUGCCGCGCCGACGGAGUCAAAUUACAAAACAGCAUACGAGGGCCGGAAGUAUCUCGUUGGACCACCUCAAAGCUUUUCCAACGCGGUGGGAUUGCAUUUGAUGGGGUUGAUCACAAACGGUGUCUUUGACCGGUUCCCAAAUCUGAAGGUAAUCGUGGGCCACUUGGGCGAGCGCAUCCCAUUCGAUUUCUGGCGCGCGAAUCACUGGAUCGAGGACGUCGAGCGACCUUUGGCCAAGAAGAACGGCGACACCAUGUGCCAGAAGAACCUGCUGCACUACUUCCGUCAUAACAUCUACGUCACCACCAGCGGACAUUUCAGCACCCCGACCUUGCGGUACGUGGCCGAGUAUAUCGGCUCCGAUCGAAUCAUGUUCAGCGUGGACUACCCCUACGAGAAGAUCGAGCACGGAUGCCAAUGGUACGAUGACAAGCAAAAGGAGAUCGAAAAGGCGCUGGGAGGCCGCGACCAAUAUGUCCAGGUUGGCAGGGACAAUGCCAAGAGCCUGUUCAAUUUGACCAAGUAUCAUGAUUGUGAUGCUCCUGUUGAGUGAUCUUGCGGAUUCGUUGGAUUUGGCGUGUUGGGAUCGCAAAAGCAGGUCUUCAUGGUUUUACCAUGCGUGUUUUUACUGAAACUCCCAAGACAAAACCCGGAGGGUCACGUUCUGCGACCUUUCCCCUGAAGUUGUAUUUGGCUUUAUCAGCUGGCCUUCCUUAAUGUUUCCUUAAAUUGUUCCCACAUCUGCGAGUGAGUUAGUCUUUGAAAUCGAUAGUUG